AUGCCAGGCUUUGAACCUGACGGUGGAUCAGAAGAAGACACUGCUGCCAUGGAAGAAGAAAAGAACGAGACAGAAAAGAAGAAGGGGUCAUUUGGAAUGCUUCGGGAAGCCACUCUGUUGGCUGAUUUUCAGGAGUUUGUGUCAAAGACUCUUUUUGCCCAUUAUUCUGCUCCAGAAAGCAAGCUUAGCAACCAACAAAUCAACAGCCAGACAUGCCCAUCUAAACUUCCACCUCAAGUAUCUCAGGAAGGGCUGAGGAAUUACAUCCACUCCCGUCUCAACAACAAUUUGGAUCCUAGUUUUCAAACAGAAGACAAUGGAGAAUCUGUCAACUUUGAGUAUGAUGAUGACCACGAGGAGGCCGAAUCGUCAGAACUUUCCAUAGAGUCAGAAGCGAGGAACAAUCGGAAUGGGUCCUUUGUAAUGGAUCUUGAUGUAGGAUCCCAGUAUAGGGCUAACUACCUUCCUAAUGAUAUUACAUUGCCAACUAUUAAUUUUGAAGUGGAUGAUCCACAUGCCCCCCAACAACCUGGUGACAACAUCCCCAACAUCCCCAAUCCUGAUUCUUCCAACUACCUAUUGGACCGACUGAAACAAGAAGAGUACAACCGGGAAUUCAUGCCACCAUCUAUCAGCACCAAAAUGGAAGAUGACCUUCACCUCCUUCGUCUCGCAAGGAAACACGGAUGGUCAGCCUCCUCUGUUUCUGACAUUCAAGCAUGGGCCCACAAAGCGACCAAGACAGAGCCUAAUCUUUUUCUGUCCGACCCAACCACUCGGUCUGAAUUGUUUACUCAGUUUUGA
This is a messenger RNA of Cylindrotheca closterium, 804 nucleotides long. The record is from the annotation of a GenBank genome assembly. NCBI's taxonomy places the organism in Eukaryota, Bacillariophyta, Bacillariophyceae, Bacillariales, Bacillariaceae.